Messenger RNA from Gadus morhua (Atlantic cod), 1446 nucleotides. RefSeq lists its product as uncharacterized. The record is from RefSeq and is a predicted model, not a curated record. Bases 205 to 1251 code for a protein of 348 amino acids. The transcript has 7 exons. NCBI's taxonomy places the organism in Eukaryota, Metazoa, Chordata, Actinopteri, Gadiformes, Gadidae.
AUCUGGGAUGCCCUUGCCUAAAAGAAGCAAAUCAUAACACAAAUCAGGUUUGGGUUAUUAACAUAUUACCAUCAUGCAUAUCAAUCCACCUCAGUUUGUAACCCUGGUAAGCCCUUGAAAAAAAGUUUAUUCAAGUGAGCUGUUAGUAAAAAGAUACAAGUAUUCAGUUUACUUUUAUGUUCUUAUAGGGUUAUACAGAAAAAAAUGUGGUAUGCUAACCUUGGAUCCUGUGUGCAUUCCAGGACUGCACCAUCCGGUCAAGUCCAAUCUGAGCCACCUGACAGAGGGAACAAGAGAAUAACUCUAAAAAUGGACGAUAUGCGUGUCGACAGGAUCGCCCGCAUUUUCAAGGUCAGCAUGGAUAGCCUGUACAUCACUGAUGCGGCAAACAUCGCAAUUUUUCCGGUCGAGAGUGGGCUCUUCAGCUCCCUGGACCUGUUUGACCAUGGUCAUUACGAGAUUCAUGGAGACGUUUGGGACACUGUAGGGGCCCCGACAGCCCCAGCCCCAGCCCCAGCUCCAUCGAGGCAAUUUGCCUUUCGCAGCAGUCAGCCUGUGACUAAUGAAAAUAUGAGCAUGCUGUCGAGAUCAGUGAGGACGCCUCGGUCAUUUCAAAGGUCCAUUCAAGUGUCCGAGGUAAUGGAGGGCAAGCUUAUUUCAACAAGGGUUGUUAUAGUGCGAUUCACCGAAGCAGAGGCAACAGUAUCUGCCAUCCUGGUGAAGCUGAAGGUGUUCAUGGGAGACGAGGAAGACUACAUCCUGACAGACACACUCGGCCACGAAAUUGUGGAGUCAGAAGGGACAACUGGGUCUUUGUACUGGAGGCAGAAUUCAAGGAAAAUCCAUGGUAUUGAGAGUACCGCAUACCGGCAAUGGCGUCGACGACGAUCAAGUACCGGUGACAGAAAUGACCAUGUCUUAAGGCUGAGGGACAAUGUGGAGGAACUGCUGGAGGCAUCCCAAGGGCUGGAUGAAGUGGCUAAGAAGAUAACCGACUUGGUGACCGUCAGCCGUGGUUCUUCACUAGUUUGGCCUGAGUUCAAACAGGCCUUCGUCUGUUUGAUUUGCAUAGCUACAAUGACUCAGCCGAUGUUUUCAUCCUGCUGCCGGACCCUGGUGGGGUGUAAACUCUGCGUUGAGGAAUGGAAAAGGACGUCGGAUCACUGCCUCAAGUGCAGGGAUGACCUGCCGAUUUACACAGAGGUAGCUGGACUCUCUGCAGCACUGGACGCCUUGAAGUCCCUUCCCUAAAGAAGACUAGGCUAGCUUGUUCGUUUAGAUGUUUUUUUUUAUGUUCUUAUGAUGUUCUAAUGUUGCGUGUUGUGUUAAUGUGUUAGUGUUAGUGUUGUGUUCAUGUGUUAUACGGCUUAGAUGUUCCUAGAUGUUUUGUUAAUCUGAUUCUUCUCCAUCUCUGUUCAAAUAUAAAUAAAAGUUUUCUUUAAUGUG